Messenger RNA from Dentiscutata erythropus, 139 nucleotides. The record is from the annotation of a GenBank genome assembly. Lineage: Eukaryota; Fungi; Glomeromycota; Glomeromycetes; Diversisporales; Gigasporaceae.
AGAUUUAUUAGAAAGAGAGUGGAAUGAAUUUGAGUUUAAGCAUUAUAGAUAUGCAGCCCAUAUUCUUAACAUUGCUAUUAGUUAUGGAAUGCAACUACAAACAGAGUUAAUAGAGAAAGUUAGAACUUUUGUAUCCAAG